Messenger RNA from Salvia hispanica, 5601 nucleotides. RefSeq lists its product as uncharacterized. NCBI's taxonomy places the organism in Eukaryota, Viridiplantae, Streptophyta, Magnoliopsida, Lamiales, Lamiaceae. The record is from RefSeq and is a predicted model, not a curated record.
CUGAGCCCUCAAACUACAGCUGUCUAAUUCUAUUCAUUCCAUAAUAAUCACUUCAAUCCAUUGCAUCAGAUCAGAUUUAGCUGCAUAAAUUUGACUUCAUCUUUCAGAAAUAUGAUCCACAAAAUUGACUCUUUCACUGAUUGAUUUUUACUACAACACGAGAUUUGAAGUUAGAAUUCCACUUCCUCAAGUUACAGGUCAUGUGAAAUGAUUUGAGGUUUUUCUUCUUUUUCAUUGAUGUUACUUUUUGAAAAACAGAUUACAGACAUAUACAUUCACUAGGAAGCCAUUUGAAUAAGUGAAAAGGGAAAAUAGACAGCAAACAAUUCUAUUCAAGAUUUCUGUUUUCCAAGUUGGUAUUGAUUAACAACUUCAUAAUCAGUCUCAGAUUUCUGCGAGCCUUCUGGGAUAUCUUGUUUUGGAUUUUCAGAUUCAGCUUGAUAUAUACUUUCCUUUUCUUUUCAUUGGGUGGAAAUAGAAGGAAAAAAUGGGUGUUGAAUUGUUGGAGAUUGGAGUUAAAGUGAGGAAAGGUGCGAUUUUUACAAUCAGAGGAUGCUUUAAAACAGUUUGCAGUCAUCCAUUUCUUGUGGGCAUGCUGUGUUUCUUGAUAUAUUUGUACAGAUCAUCUCCUUUGAUUUUUCAAUUAUUGCUGUCUGCAUCUCCUAUCCUUGUGUGCACUGCUGUUUUGCUUGGAACCCUUUUAAGUUUCGGGCAACCAAAUAUACCCGAAAUCGAAGUAGAGGAGAAGACAACUGUAGAGGCUCUGUCUAUUAAGAGUCAUGUUUUGGGUGAUGCUACUGUCGUUGAGGAAAAUGAGAGCCACUUUGUUGAGAGAUUUGUUGAGAAUGUUAGGGAGGAUUUGAAUGAUACUGCCCCGUUGAUUGAGGAAAGAUCGCGGGGAAGUGAGGCGAGUGAUGGUGAGGAGAGGGGAAGGAAGAGAGAGUUGGGUGAGUUGAGGUAUAAGGAGAAAGGUGAGUGGAUUGAAGAGAGGCUUAUCAAUGGGGAUGCAAAGGUAAAUGGUGCAGUUAUUGAAUCAGAUGAUGAGAAAUCAGAAGCAGAUUCUUUUGAUUCCGAGAAGGUGAAUGUGGAUUCUCUGGAUUCACCCCCUCUCUCUCCUUGGGCACGAGUCGAGGAGCGGGAGGAGGAAAAAGAGGAAGAAUCAGUGAAGGAGCAAGAUGAGGAUGAGGAGGAGGGCUCGGAUUCUGGAUCUGAUUGCGCUGAGAGCUCCUCUCCGGAUGCCUCAAUGGCUGACAUAAUCCCAAUGCUUGAUGAGCUCCAUCCGUUGCUCGAUGAGGAGGACGGCCCUCAAAAUGCUCGUCUCUCCCGUGGUAGCUCAGAUGUAGCAUCGGAAAAGUCACUAAAAUCGAGUCAUCAGUCGGAUGAUGAGUCUGAAAAUCAUGAGCACUUGGAAGCUGCUGAUGAUGAAAAUGAAGAUGGUGAAGAUGAAGAAGAUGCACAAGGAGACAAGGACGAGGAGACGAAAUCCGCCAUUACAUGGACAGAGCAGGACCAGAAGAAUCUCAUGGAUCUUGGAAGCUCCGAGAUAGAGAGAAACCAACGUUUGGAGAAUCUGAUUUUGAGGAGGAGAGCAAGGAAAAACACAAGCUCGAGCUUGUUUGCAGAGAGGAACUUGAUAGACUUGGAGAGUACCGAUCUCCCUUUUAACAUUGCUCCCAUUUCGACGAGACGACAGAAUCCGUUUGAUCUCCCUCAAGAUUCUUAUGACGAUUCAGGACUGCCUCCCAUUCCUGGUUCAGCUCCCUCUGUUAUGUUACAAAGGCGGAACCCUUUCGACAUUCCUUAUGACUCAAGCGAGGAGAAGCCUGACCUUAAGGGAGAUGUGUUUCAAGAGGAGUUCACAUCCCAACCCAGAGAGCCAUUUUUCCGCAGACACGAGAGCUUUAAUGUCAGAUCUUCGAUGUUUGCACCUAAGAGGCAAGAAUCCAGGAUGAGGCCUUACUUUGUUCCCGAGCGAACAAUCUCCGAAGAAUCGAACAGUUCUCUGUUUCAGAGACAGUUGAGUGGACUUAGUGACUCGAAGGGGAGCUCCAUACCUGAAACUGAAUCAAUCACUUCAGUUGAGGAUAUUGAGGACAAGAAGCUUCCAGAAACAGAUUGUCUGCCAGAAAGAGAGGUUGAGGAUAUUGAGGACAAGAAGCUUCCAGAAACAGAUUAUCUGCCAGAAAGAGAGGUUGUGGAACAAGCAAGAGAUGCCGAUGAGGAGGAGGGCCCUUCUCGUGAUCCAGAGCUGAUUAGCCUACAGGAGGUAGACACUGAAGAGAUGAUCUCCAAGAUGGAGAGUGUUGCCGAACAUAUCGGGCAUGGAAGUCAAUCUUCGGAAGACGGAGAUAGUCUAGAGUUAGACCAUGUCGAGAAUAGAGAAGUGCAAGUUGGAGAAUCUCAAUUGGAGGUGGAGGAUAAAACCUAUUGCUACGAGCAAGGAAGUGCAUCCCAAUGCAUGGAAGCUCAGGGUUUUGUACAUGGUUCAACCAUGGAAGCUGUUGAGUCAAGAUACAAUAGAGAUUCAAGCUCCUCAUCACUUUCAGAAGUGAGUGAGAGGGUCUUCAUUGACACAGAAGGUGAAGGGCUAUCAAUGGUGGAGGGAAACAGAGAUGUUGAAGAACCAAGCGUCUCGAACGAAACUUCUUUAGGAAGUACUGAUCUGAAUAUCACAAGUGCAUUGGCUAUCGACAUAACACAACGGGCACCUGUUUAUGAUUCUAGCCCCCGAGGACUCGGUCAGAAUACAUCAUCUUCCUCCGUUUCUUGUGAUGUGCUUCCCGUAUCUGAAGGGAGUCGUAGGGAAAUCGAGACAGACAUCGAGAUGUUGCCUGAUUCGUCAAUUUCCCAAUUAGUAGCAGGUGAAUCUAUGCCAGUUGAUUUCGUUGAUAUAAGAGAUCAUGAAAAUGCAAACACUGAUUUAAGGCGAAGUUCUUCAUCCACGUCUUCUGCUUCGAUGGAGGAACAUCUCAUGGAGAAUCAAAUAUUGGAUGAAGUUUCAGUGUCCACUGAUGAUAAAACUAUUCAUGGCCUAGUUGGAGUAACUGAGACACAACUUGAAGAUCUGCCGAGAACAGAAAGUUCAAUCUCCGUUGAUUCCUCGGAUGAUAUUCAACAUGACACUGAUGAAAAUUUAAUCUCUAUGAUUCCAUCUGAAGGAAACACAUCUCUCUUUUAUGAGAGUGCUAUCCAAGAGCCAGAUUUCAACUAUCUCAAUGAAGUGCAAAAAAUGCAGGCAUUGAACACCCAAGUUGAGUCAUUUUCGGAUGAUCAAAUUACACAAAAUGAUUUGAACAUGCCUGAGGCCCAAGAGCUUGAUCACUACAUCAACUCUCCAUCAAGUCCUAAAUUUGUUUCUGUUCUGCCAAGUGCCAUAGGGACAGAUAGUUCUCGUUUUGAUGAGCAGACAGUGGUGGAAGAAGCAGAUGAGAUUGUGGAAAUUGAUAAAGGGCUUUUGUGUGAGUUGGAUAAUGUUGGGGACUUUAGUAUCAGACAUUUGGGAUCUGGAACGAGCGACUUUGAAAAGCGUGUAGAUUCUGUUGGAGAAGAAACUUUGUCUUCAACACAUCAUGAGGUUCACACAGUUGAAGUGAACAAAAUGGAAGGCAUUCUUCUUUCAGAGGAUUCAAGGGAUGUUCAUGAACUGGACGCAGAAUGUAAUUCAGAGAUACUAACAAGUAGAGCUGAAACUAUUGAGGUCUCAAAGGUCGUUGAAAAUGACCAUGGUUCUCUUCAUCGGGAAACAUCAGAUGAUGAGGAAACACUGUCCACAGAACAUAAAAUCAUGCCUGCUAAUUCGUCUGUGAAUCACAGUCACAAAGAUGCUUUUUCCGGGAUACCUGAAAUGGAAGUGCAAUCUGUAGAAAAUGUCAGUGUUGUUUCCACAAAGCCGGAGUUAGCAUCUGUAGAAACUGAAGUCAUGGUGGAAGUUGCUGAGAUGUCCUGUCAAGGUCAACUUGAUGCAGAUACCAGUUCUGCGAUGCCUGAAAUCGAAGCUAGUUCCAUUGAAGAUAUUGAUCUAGCCUUCAAGCAAACCAGAUCUAAAGAGCACGUUGUUUUGGAUCCACCUCAAGCUGAGCUUCAGAAUCAUGAAGAUACUGCUUCUGCAAUAUCUGAAUCUAAAUCAUUAUCCGCAGAUGACACUGAUGCUGCUCCUACUAAAACUGAAUCCACAUCUGUGGAAACUGAAACCAUAGUAGGAGUUUCUCGGACAUCCAGCUCUGAGAUGACUGAAGUUGAAGCUAGUACAGUCAAAGAUAUUGAAUUGUCAUUCACGCAAAUGAGUUCUGAGGAGCCUCGAGUUUUUGAGCCCAUUGGUGCAGAUACCCCUUCUCUGAUUCCUGAACUUGAAGCUAGAAAAGUCAAAGAGGUUGAUCUUGCCUCCAAGAAAAUCAGUUCUGUGGAAAUCGAGAAGCAUGUUGUUCUAAAAGCUGAAGUUCACGAUCGUAAAGAUACACCGGAACAGGAAGUCCUAUUGGCAGAAGAUGUUCCCAAGCAUACUGAAUUGGCUUCUGUGGAAACUGAAGUCGUCAUGGCAAGUGCUGAUGUAUCCACUCAAAAUCGAGUCCAUACAGCAGACACUCUUGAACUUACUGAAAUUGAAGCUAGUAAAGUUGAAGAAAUGGAUCUGGAAUUUGAGCAGAUCAUUUCCAAGGAAAUUGAGAAACCGGUUGAUUUAGAGUCAGUGGAUAUGAAUUCUACUUCUGGGAUGCCUGAAAUCGAAGCUGGUUCAGUCGAAGCUAUUCAUCAGGCAUUCCAGCAUAUCAGUUCCAACAAGAUCAAUGAACGUGAUGUUGGGGAAACCAUAACCGAGCAUACAGCACCACCCAGGGAUGCGAGUGAGCCAGUAUCCACUAAUGAGGCAUCACAAAUGGCUGAUAGAAAAACAGCUUUAGCUGAUUGCGCUCUGCCACUUGUUGAAUCUAGAGAAACGCAAGAAGCCUCUUCUGAACUGCAUGUUGCUGAAGUUUUUCCUUUGGAGGGUAUGGCUCUGCCUUCAACUCAAGCGUCGGAUGGUGAAACGAGAGAACAGCUAAAGCUAAAGUCGAAUGAUGAAUCAUUUGAAGUCAAGGUUGAUGAUAAGGUAGGACCCUCUGAGAACAAGUCUAUCCUUAGCAGUGUCAUUGAGGAGAAAGAGCCAAACCACGGCGAUGAAGCAGUUAAAGACUUGCAUUCUCCACCUUCUGGUAAAGGAAAAAGUAAACUCUCUAGAAGCUCAAGUUCCAGUUCCAGCUCCAGCUCAAGCUCCGACUCAAGCUCGGGAGAUACCGACAGAGUAUAGGAGGCCAGGUGGGGGAAAGGGAAGUGUUUCAUCCGUGCUUGAUAUAUGCAAUUUUCGCUGCGCGAUAAGAUGGGGUUCUUUUGUCCUGCAGCAUGACGGUUUCUUCAAGAAUGAGUUAUUUAUUUGAUUUCUUGAAGUUUUUGAGGUUUGGCGAGGUUUUUCCCUUUUGGUCUUUUCUUCUAAGUGUUUGUUGUGGGGGGACCGUUUUGAGUUGAAAAUUUGUCUUGAACUAUCUUAAUCAUGUAGUGUGUACUGUAAAAUAUGUCCAGACUUUAAAGAUUGUUGAUUAUCUGAGGGGAAAGGGUUCGUUUCGUGACUAA